ACUCUGCCUCGCUCACUCGUCGUCCGGCGCGCGUCCGAAUCAUAGGAGUUGGUUUCUCCUCUUUAUUUUGUUAACCCGUUUUCGUAUAUACUCACCGGUACAAUAUGUCUGGUCUCGCGGAUCCCGUGGCGUUCGCCAAGGAUUUCAUAGCCGGUGGUGUGGCCGCGGCUAUCUCGAAAACGGCGGUCGCCCCCAUCGAACGUGUGAAGCUGUUGCUGCAGGUACAGCACAUCUCCAAGCAAAUCUCCGAGGACCAACGUUACAAGGGUAUGAUCGAUUGCUUUGUCCGCAUUCCGAAAGAACAGGGAUUCCUCAGCUACUGGCGUGGAAACUUCGCCAAUGUCAUCAGAUAUUUCCCGACGCAAGCUUUGAACUUUGCGUUUAAAGACAAGUACAAGCAAGUUUUCCUCGGCGGUGUUGACAAAAACACGCAGUUCAUGCGUUACUUCGUUGGAAACUUGGCCUCCGGUGGUGCUGCUGGUGCUACGUCCCUCUGUUUUGUCUACCCGCUCGACUUUGCCAGAACCAGGUUGGCAGCCGACGUCGGCAAAGGUUCUGAGAAACGUGAGUUCAGUGGUCUUGGUAACUGUUUGAGCAAAAUCUUCAAAGCUGACGGCUUGACCGGCCUGUACCGUGGUUUCGGAGUGUCUGUCCAGGGCAUCAUUAUCUAUCGCGCUUCCUACUUCGGCUUCUACGACACUGCCCGUGGUAUGCUACCAGACCCCAAAAAGACGCCAUUCCUUAUCUCAUGGGGUAUUGCACAGGUUGUCACAACUGUCGCGGGUAUCGUGUCGUAUCCAUUCGACACUGUGCGUAGGCGUAUGAUGAUGCAGUCCGGACGCGCUAAAGCCGACAUUUUGUACAAGAGCACCCUCCACUGUUGGGCCACCAUCUACAAGUCUGAGGGUGGCAACGCUUUCUUCAAAGGAGCAUUCUCCAACGUUCUUCGUGGUACAGGUGGUGCGCUCGUACUGGUACUUUACGACGAAAUUAAGAAUCUCCUUUAAGACACUAUAACGAUCUUCACCUCAUUACCUUCACAAACUACAAUUGCAAAGUACCAUCUUUAUUCCACGCCAUCCGACGUAACAGCAGUUAUCAGACUGAGUGAUUCCCAGACUGACGUUGAGCUGUCGAGAAAUUUUGAGAACGGUCGCAAACUUAACGCUCGUAUCAAUAGCAACUUGUGAAAUGCAUGGAACUCGGCAGUAUAUAUGUAUAUCUUGACUGUAGAAGAGAAUUCGCUUUAUUUAUUGCCGGAUUCAGUAUUUUCUUGCAACGGUUCGCAUGUGCUAUUUUCAUGUUCCAUUUCCGUGACGAAGUGAAGGAUGUACUUCUGCGUAUAUCCGAGGUAGAAUUAACAGCGCGAUGAAUCUAUGAAAACUGUCUAAUACAUGUGACUACGUAGACAAUGCGAUGGUCGGGACAUAAAGUAGUAAAAAUAACUGUCUAAAAAAAUAUAAAAAAAAAAACAUAUUGCGAAAAGAAACGUAUACAACUGAGAGAAGGACGCGCGUCGAAAUAUAAUUACGACGAUGGCGGGGCGUGUAGACUUGGGCUGCCCCCGCCCGUAACCGCGGCCCAUUGUAGAUAAGUAAUAAAAAUGAUCGUACUAAUAUCAACGGUGAUCAUCGAAUUUCAGUGAACAGUAAUUUAAUUUUCGCACUCCAGACAACUUCGUGUAAGAUAAUGAGAAGCGUUACUUGUGAGUGUAUGCAUCCAAUGUGUUCAUGUUAGGAUGCGUGCAAAGAAAACAACUAAAUCAAUAAAACUGAUCAUAAAAUC
Molecule: messenger RNA, 1785 nt
Organism: Ceratina calcarata
Lineage: Eukaryota; Metazoa; Arthropoda; Insecta; Hymenoptera; Apidae
Gene: Ant
Product: ADP/ATP translocase
Exons: 4
Coding region: 105-1007 (300 amino acids)
Biological process (GO): mitochondrial ADP transmembrane transport; negative regulation of mitochondrial outer membrane permeabilization involved in apoptotic signaling pathway; mitochondrial ATP transmembrane transport
Cellular component (GO): mitochondrial inner membrane
Molecular function (GO): ATP:ADP antiporter activity
Source: RefSeq, a predicted model, not a curated record